UUAGAAAACAUCGUGAUUCUCGGUAAAUAGGAUUUCCAUAUCGUAUUUGUUGAUUUGAAAAAUAAUAAUCAAUAAUCGCGAGAUCUCAAUAGGGUUGGUCUAAGGAAACGAUGUUCCAGAAGCUUAUUUGCGGAUAAUUAUGAACAUAAAGUAUGGGGUCAUUUGAGUCACUGAAGAAUUUUAAAUGAUUAAGGGCUAAACCAGGGAAGUAUCUUCAGUCCUCAGCUUUUUACUGCAGCCUUGAAAAAUAAUAUCUCACGUCUUAGAAUCCAAAAAUGAUGCUUGAAAAACUCAUUGCUACCAUUAAUCGUUAAAGCAUUCAUUACUUUGUAACGCUUCGGUAACACUUUACUUCCCAUUACCCGCUCAUUCGAAGUAUUAUUUAUACAAAACAGCAAAUUUAAGACUAUCAAGUAGUCAACAACCAUAUAUUCUAGCAGGUAUAAGAAAAAAAUAUUGGAACUUGUGCUAAUUUUAAAUUAAAAUCUUUUUGGAAUGUUAAAGUAACACGCGAUAUGAUGGUACAUGAAGACAAUAUGUCUCCUGAUGUCUUAUGUAAAAAAAUAUUAUUUCUUAUCUACACCAAUAAUUGUAUCACAACGUGCAAUUAUUUGAAGGCAAAUUUAUCGAACUAUAUAAAUGGUAAACUGAUGUUGAUAGUUUUUUUUAUAUUUAAACAAAAUAUUUUUCCCUCUAUAAGAUGUUGAACCAAAACUACUUGCUUAGUGUUACUUUGGUGUUAGCUUUUGCCUUGACUUGACCAGCUAUGUCUAAUAUAAUAACAUGGGCAAUGUGUGCAACUACGAUUGGGAUUUGGUGUCCCGAAAAUGAUCCUAUUGUUCAGCUCCCAAACGGCAAGAUUCGCGGUGUCAAUCAUGGUAAUUAUUUGUCCUUUGAAUCGAUUCCCUAUGCUGAACCACCGAUUGGAAAAAAUCGUUUUGAAGCACCUAAACCUUAUUCGGGUAAAUGGUUAGGAAUCAGAGAUGCUACUAAGCCGUCAGUUACAUGUAUACAAUGGGAUGAGUUUUAUGACAAAAAAGAUUUAACACACGGAGUUGAAGAUUGCCUUCUUAUAAACGUUUACACUCCUAGUCUUUCAAGUGAAAAACCUUAUAAUGUGUUGAUAAAUAUUCAUGGAGGAGCUUUUAUGUACGGUAAUGCUAUAGAGGACAAAAUAGAUUUGCUUAUGAAAAAUCGACAAUUAGUUAUAGUAAAAAUGAACUAUCGACUGGGAGUUAUGGGUUUUCUUAGCACUGCAGAUGAAGUAAUUACUGGAAAUUUCGGCUUAAAAGAUCAACGGCUUGCCUUGGAAUGGACAAAAGCUAAUAUUGCAGCUUUUAAUGGAAAUCCUGAAAAGAUGACAGUUAUAGGAGAAUCUGCUGGAUCAACUGCCGUUCAUUUUCAAAUGUUGAACAAAAGGUUUGAGAACUUAGCAACAUCGGCAAUAUCUUUUAGUGGCACAGCCUUAUCAGAUUGGGGUAUUGAUGGGCACGCAGCUGAGAAGGCUGUUGCUGUUGCGAAAUAUCUAAACUGUCCUACUGACAGUUCCAGCUCUAUAAAGAAGUGUUUGCAAAGUAAAGACGCAGCAGACAUAGUUCGUACAUCAAAAGAGUUUCAGAAGAAUAAUAUAGUGCCAUAUAGUCCUUCAAUACUUUUUUCACCUGUGGUUGAGCCAAAAACUGCACAAAAUGCUUUCAUCACUGAAAAACCAGAAACGAUUAUAAGAAAUGGAAAAUCAGCUGAGAUUCCUUGGUUAGCAUCAGUAAUGAGGGACGAAGGAGCAAUUCCUUGUGCAGAAUAUAUGAAAAAGGAUUCGAAUGGUGUGGAAAUCAUUGAGCAGUUAAAUGAACGUUGGACUGAAUUGGCACCUAUUAAUUUUUGCUUAAAUAAUGUUGUUGAGGAUAGCGAAUUACCAGCAUACACAAACAAACUUAAGCAACAAUAUAUGGGAGACAAGAGAUUUAAUGCUGAAAACUAUUUCCUAUUUCAAAAGUUUUGUACCGAUGUUAUUAUUGAGAAUGGAGUUAAAAAGGCUUGGGCUUUGCACAAGAAAUACACAAAAUCUCCAGUUUAUGGUUAUAUGUAUGACAAUCCACCGCCUUCUGGCAUUGGUAAUUUGCUCGCUAACCGAAGUGAUAUAAAUUUUGGAACCGCACAUGAUAGUGAUACUAGUUUGAUUUUUAACUCCGAAUCUGGUAUAGCAGCUUUUCCUGAAAAUCAACAAAAAAUGUCAUCACAUUUUGUUGAAAUGAUUGAAAAUUUCUGUCUCACUGGGACUCUACAGUUUGGAAGUUGUAAAUUUGUGGAAAAUUCUUCAAAGACUAAAGGUUUUCUAGCAAUGCAUAUAACAAACGAUUCAUGUCAAUCGGUAAAUGCGGAUCAAUUACCGUAAAUUUUACUGAGAAUUUCUUUUACCUUUGAAAUAAA
Molecule: messenger RNA, 2427 nt
Organism: Episyrphus balteatus (marmalade hoverfly)
Lineage: Eukaryota; Metazoa; Arthropoda; Insecta; Diptera; Syrphidae
Product: esterase-5B-like
Exons: 3
Coding region: 767-2392 (541 amino acids)
Source: RefSeq, a predicted model, not a curated record